Darwinula stevensoni is the source of this 990-nucleotide messenger RNA. The record is from the annotation of a GenBank genome assembly. NCBI's taxonomy places the organism in Eukaryota, Metazoa, Arthropoda, Ostracoda, Podocopida, Darwinulidae.
AUGUUUCCAAAUAUGAAGAUGGUGAUCGGUCUGCUGGCGUUCCAGGCCCUGUUUUGCGGUUGCCUCAUUAGCGCUUCGGUAUCCCAAGACUGCGGUGGGGUGCUCACCGAACCGCAUGGGGAAAUCCAGUCUCCUGGCUAUUCCUAUUCCUAUCCUCCCAAUAUCCACUGUCGAUGGGUCAUUCAGAUGUCCCCACUGCUAUUGAGUCGAUCGGGAACCCUCUACAUUGAUUUCACAUCAGAUGUCGAUGGGGAAAGCGGAUUCCGGUUCAGACUGACGUACGUCGCGCAAGACGCAUGCGAAGAAGGAUGGCAACAAUUCGGUUCUCACUGUUAUUUCUUCUCGGACGAAGUAAUGCAUUUCGACGACGCCCAAGCAGACUGCGAGGGCAGGGAUGCUCAGCUGGGCAGUAUUCACUCAAAGGAGGAGCUGAUGUUCGUACAGGAGCGGGUGAAGACUUCGCCUUGUUGGAUCGGAGCUACGAACACAGGAUAUUUGACUGAAGAUCCUUUCAACUUCGAAUUCAUUGACGGAACGGCGAACGAUUAUCACAAUAUCUGGCAGUGGGAUGGCUAUCAUCCUUUCAACUGCGUUACAGGAUGUGGGAUCCUCUUGGUUCCAGAUCGGUGGGCGAACAGGGACUGCUUGGAAACCAGGCAGGUGAUUUGCGACAGCAUGAUGUCUCACGGCCAGGACUGGAGGUGUUGGACCGAUCCCAUGCCUGACUUAUGCUUCCACGUCUCGACCGAAUUCUUCACCUUCGAUGAAGCCAGAGCUUAUUGGGCAAUAAACGGGGAGUUUUGGAUCGGAUUAAUACAAGAUGCAUCAGGGGUCUGGCAGUGGGUGGACGGGUCUCCAAUAGAUGUGGACCGAUGGGAAGAGGGGAAUCCCACUGAAGCAGGAGGGGAGUGUGGUGUAAUAACAACAUCCAGUUGGGAUGACCUGGAAAGGGAGUAUUCUGCAUCUUACGUCUGCAAGAAGUCGUCCUGA